UGACAGGUGUCUGAUCUCUGGUCAAUUCAAGUUGUCCACCAUUUGUUGCUGAAAGAAAUUACAACCAAUAAAACGGUUUUGCGCAGGUUGUAAACAAAGUUGUAUAUUUUUGAAAGAUUUUAUGAAUGUAUACAUUCAUGAAUACAUCACGGCGUUCUAAAGCAAGUCUUGUAUUUCAUACCGUUUGGCGAAAGCGUCGGUAGCAGAAAUGCCAUGAAAUUAACCUCGAUGUUAAUCAACAAUUAUUUUAGCAACAAUGUCUGCUAUGUGUACAAUAUCUAAUGCACAUAUAAAAAAACUCGAUCAUGCUCUCGAUGAAAUACGUCUGAGAGCAUUAGAAAAUAUUAUUUCUAAACUAAAUCUCGGUUUUGAAUGUGACUGCAAUGCUGUCAAAAAAGAAUUGCUUAUCAAACUUUUCAAAUGGUUUACAAUCGAGCCUAUUAUUGAAGAAGAAAAAGUGUUGAAUUUGUUAAUAAAGCUUUUGAAGUCUGACAGUGGAAGUUAUUUAAAUUCAUUUGGAAAAAUACGAUUACAAAAUGAGUUACGAGAUUUGAGAGCAAGAUUAGAUUCAAAAUGGCACGAUAAAUUGAAUGUAAUGGAAGAAAUAGUUUCAAAACCCGAUAAAUUCAUACAACAUUUUGAGGAUGUUCCACCUCUUGUAUAUGAACCUUCAGAAAGCAAUUAUAAUCAACAGUAUCAAAACUAUCCAUCUAAAUCGAGUAGUUUCAAUGCUAUGUCUCCAUUAGACUGUUCUGCACCAUUUGAAUUGACUGUAAAUUGCGUAGAUGGUGCUGUAAUACCAAGGCGAUCAGAGAGCAGCGUCAAAUGGCUUUGUAUGCCAUGGCAGGUGUUAGCUAAAUCUGAUAAAAAUGUUCUUACCUCAUUAAAAAAUUCUUUUAAUGACUCACCUGAUAUUGCAACAAAAAUUGAGAGUUGUCGAUUCAUUACAAACAUUUUACUACAAGACUUUCCAGCUGAAGUUUUUCUUCAAAGACCUACUACAGUUAAUAUCUUGUUAGACCUAUUACAAUCAUACAAAGAUGAACCUAGUCAAGAAGGAAGGAUAAAUGAAUCAAGCGAAAAUCUAAUUAUUGAAAUACUAAAAAUUCUGUACAAACUUACUCGAUCUCUAAGGUUUCGAAUAUACUAUUACUGUGAUCCAAGCAUUGCACACAAAGCACAAAAGAUAUUAAGUAGAAAUUUACAAAAUCAAAAUUUUGGUUUACCUGAAAGGGACAGUCCAGAUGGAGAACCUCCUGAUCAAAAUUAUCACGGAUUCCAAACAACAAGGCCUGGAAAUAGAAGCCCGAGUGUAAUAGAUGAUGUCGAUGAUUCAGUAUUACAGUUGCAACAGAAGUUUAUACCUCAUUAUUGUACGGAAACUCUGAUACAUGUACUCAAAUUGUUAAGCAUUCCAAAUAAUCCCACUCGUCCACUAAAGAUAGUUCGACUUAUUGCUGAUUUGGCGUAUGAACUUGUUCAAUUAUUAAUCACUAGUGUGAUGCCUACUGUAUGGUUUUGUAAUGACAACGUUGCUUUGAAAAUUCAUGAUAACGUCAAAACAUUGUUUGAAAUGUUAGGUGAAAUUUUAGAUUAUUUUGAACAAUUUAAUAGUGUGGACUAUUACAGAACAACAUAUAUAUUCUUUUUAUGGAUAUCAGUAAAACUGAUAAGCAAUAUUAUGCCAUUAGAAUUAGCUGAUCAAGUGAUACCAAAAAACAUGAAACUCUGUAUAUGCAAUGCUAUUAUGGAUGCACCUAUUUAUUUAAUGUAUUCAUCAUUACACGUUACAUUACAAGAAUAUGCUAGGAGAUUCCAUGGUACUCAGGAGUGUGCAGCUGUUAAAUUAUUGGAUGAAACUCGUUUAGUUACUAAGUCAAUGAAAGCUGCUAUUUCUUUAAUUAAAUUUCCCAGAGAUUUACCGUAUUCAGAGGAACUAAGAAUCAUGUAUUUGUCUAAGCUCAGUUUGCUUUAUCAUAAAAAUUUCAAAAUGAUCAGAAAAUUUGUUAGCUUAGCACAAAAUAGAGCUGGUUACAACCUGAGUACGGAAGAUAAAGAAACAACAACAAAAAUGAUGUUAUCCCUCCUUGCACAUAACGAUGAUGAUGUACAAGAGGCAACAUAUACUGAGUGUCAAAAUUUAGUUGCUGGAGUCCUAGGGAUUGAAAAUAAUGGUAGAUACAGUUGGAAGAAUUUAUUAUUUUUAAUGGAACCCAGUGUACUCACUGAAAUAAUUUGCCAUGGAACUACAAACGAAAAUAAAAAGAUAAAAAGUAUGGCAGACGAUAUUUUGCUGCAUUUAUUGAAAGGAAAGUUUCAAAUGGGUGAAUCUGGUUGGAUAACAUUUUUAGAAGCACUUAUUCCGGUAUUGCCUCUCUUACAAUGUCUUGCUCAUCCAUCAUCUAAUUUAGGCAAAUCUAUCACAAAAAUAUUGGAUCCUGACGUUUCGUCUAGUAUUAAACUUCCAUUCAUAGAGGUUUUAAAAGGAAAUAUUAGACUUUUGUUCUCUCCGAUCCCUGAUAUUAGAGAUGAAGCAUUAUGCCGUCUAUUCUGGUUACUUGGACAAGAGAAAAAUGCAUCUCAAAAAUUACCUCGCUUAACUUCGCUACAUGGUCUUCCAUUUGGCUCACUUUGUGUAUUUGAUAAACAGACAUCUGCUAAACGAUCGGAAGGAACUUAUCAAAGAAGUGCUCUUAUUUCAGUACUUGAAAUGUUACGCUCCAAUAAUAUCGAGCCAAAAAUGCGAAAAUCAGCAUUAGUUCAAGUUAGUGUAAUGUUGAGUGAUUCAUCAUUGCAUAAACUAUUCAUUUCUGAAAAUGGUUUGCCACUAAUACUGGAUAUUUUUUCAAAAGCAUUGAUAGAAAAAGAUUUUGUUAACUAUCCAGAUUCAGUAAUAUCUAUUGUAACGAUUUUGAAACUUCUUGCUUCUUCAGAAGCAUCGAUAAGAAUGGAAUUAUCAAACCGUAUCGACUUGUACUACAACGUAUUAAGAAGCUUAUUUCUUUAUCCCAAUAAUGAAAGCGUUAAAAUGGAUUCAGCACAACUUCUGGCAUUGCUGCUUUAUAAUACCUAUAUUAUGAGACUUACAGAAAGAAGUCAUAAUAACCCUUUUAAUAUUUCUCUGCCAUAUUUAAUAACGAUAACCAUGAAGCUGCCUUUUACAUGUAAAGCACAUUGGAAAGCUAGUGUUCAUAGACGUUCCGAUAUUUCAAUCUUACACAGGAGUAAUCCUGUAGCUUUAAUGUUUAUUAGACAGUUUUGGGCAUGGGAAUGGAAUGGCCAUGAGGAAAUGUUAUGGAAAAAAUGGGAAAAUAUCAAUGAUCCAAUGAUCACUGAAACUUUAAUGAUCAGAGAAACUGAAUUAGCAUGUAUGACUAAUACCUCCCUCUUCUAUUGUAUACAACAGCAGUUAUACAAUAUUCAAAAUUCAAUCAUGCAUAAUGGUGUAAUGCGUGCAAUAGACUAUCUCACAAUGUACUUCAAACUUUGUAAUUUACUGAAUUAUGUGCAUUUUGAAAAUGUAGCACGCCUUCCAUGGUCUCACACGUUCGAGCGUUUUUUACAAUGUCAACCGACGUGCAAAGAAGAUCAAGAAUUAUUAGUUAAUCUUCUGAAUUUUCUUCAUUUGUAUAUAAAAUUCACCCUCCAUGAAGAUACUCUAUGGCUUUGCAAAACUGUAAAAAGUAUGAUGAAGUCGUUAUCAGACUGGUUACAAAGUGGCACAGAUGGUAGUGAGGAUAUUCAUCAAUCAAUGUUAAAACUAGUACGAGCUUGCUCCAUGAUUGACUGUAAAGAAAAUAACGAAUCGAAAAAUUCUUGGAUAUUUUUUAUCCAAUUCGCAGUUGCCAAUCUAGAUUAUGGGGAAUUCUAUAAUUUAGCAUUUCUGGAUUGGAUAUUAUCUACACUAAUAUAUGUGAUCGGAAAGUGCCAAUGGAAGAAUCAUAAAGACACUCUCGUGUCCGUUGGAAAAUCUUUGAAUCAACUUAUCUUAUCAUUUCGCCGGGAGGGAACGGUCACCUUUAUGGCUUCAACAAUCGUCAGGAACUGUAUUAUCUGCUUAAAUCACGUACUUUAUCAAAUGCAGAUUAAUUUGAAUAAAAAUAUACUGAUGAAAUUUUGGUACGACGAGGGCCAAGCACUAAGCUGGCUACCCGAACUGUGGAAGAGCCGCGAUCCUUUGGUGCGGGCCUCGGCAUUGCAAUUGCUGGCGAGCUUGAUUAAUGGACCUCACACGUCAUUACAACUCUUGAAUGCAAUCGACCUAUCCCCGGGUGCACUAUGCCACUGGCUACUCUAUUUUGUAACCACCCAAGAGGAGUCGUGUAUCGUUAAGGAGGCGGCCUGCCUUGCGAUGAGCAAUCUCAUCAGGAAUUCCAACUCGAUUGUCUUUCAAUACGUCGAUACCUUAAAACCCAGUGCAAUGUUGUCUUACAUAAAAGAAAGUAACGUUUACCAUGAAAUCGCUGUAAUGUGUUCUAAUUAUUACAUGUUGGCAACUUUAGACCCUGACAUGUCUGAAAGUACAGAAUCUGAGGGCACGCAAACGCAAUCAUUAGCGAGUAGCCGGACAGGCACUACUGUCUCUAUGGUACCGAAAACAAUAUACUAUCUUUACAACUGUAGUGAAGAUUUUCAAAAGUGUUCCGUAGGAAACUCGAUUAACACUGACGAUGAAGAUCAAAUGCAAUUUAUAGCCACUCCAAGUUUAAUAACGUCUUUAUGUUCCAUGCUUAAUAAUUUGAUAGCUAUUGGAGAACAUGAAGUGAUUCAUGAAAUUUUCGAACAUUCUCUACAUAAAUAUAUUAUAGGUUGUUUUGACGAUAUUCCAAAGACUAUCAACGGCGAAAGAAAUUUGGAGCACUACACAAACAUCUUGGAAAUGUAUACAAAUUUAUGCACUGUACUGACGAAUUGUGUUAUUCACAGCCCUGAUUUUGCGUCGAUUGUUAUUUUUUCGCCCGACUUUAUUCGUCACUUAUUUGAAUUGCUUAACGACGACUUAUACUUUACAAAUAAUCCUAGAUUGGCCUUCUUACAAAAUCAAUUAGGCACUGAAAUUUUCAAAUUUCUAUUAUCUCUUUCGCAAACCGAGAAUCAGCAUUUCGAUUCAAUACAGACAGCUUUAGAAUCCUGUGAUACGGAAUCCUUCGUAAAAACAAUGUGUAACAUCAUUAAAAGUUGUAAGUCAGAUUUCGGGAUGAGCGCUCUUGGUUUUCUUGCAUUUCUUUUGUCCCAAGAAAUGCAAAAGGAGUGUGAAGAGAACAAAGCCACGCUUAUAAAAGAGGUCUUGGACACGAAACAAUUGACUGCAUCGAAUGGUAACGACGAAUUACAAGCGGCCUCUAACGCAAGCAAAUCGCCCACAAAAAGUGCACGCGGAAUGAUGCCUAUUGAGCACCCAACCGAUUACAACAAAAAUGUUGCUACAGGCGACGAAGUGUUUGUGGGGGCGGACAUUUGCAAAGUACUUAUAAAUCUGUUUAUCGGCUUUCAAUAUACCAAAACCGCGAAGAAGUCAAAGCAAUCGAGCGAUAAAGAUGUGGUGACCGUUGCCCUUACGAAUCUGCUGUGCGUAUCGACGGAGGCAAAGAAAUUAGCGAUAAUGGAACAAUUUCCGGCCACUUGUCUUAUGGUUCUAAAGGAGAUUUAUGUCAAACUUAAUAGCGUGCCCAUUCAGACGUAUAAAUCUCAGACAGAUCGUGAGCAAAAGAUGCAUCCAUUGUUACACGAGAUUGAUUCAAUCUACAUACUGUUAAUGAACUUUAUGUACGACAGUACAGAGGCCAAAGAAGUUUUCGCCAAAGCCGGAUUAGCUGAUAUCAUUCACAAACUAUGGGCGCAUACAUCAAUGAAUAAAAAAAUUCUGAUAAACACUUUGAAACUGUUAUCAACGUUCACUUCGAAUUAUUUAGAAGCGGCUCAAUCAUUGUCUUUGACAACGGUGACGCCGGGUGUGGGUCUAAGAAAAACGCCGAAUUCCGUUUCGCUGAUUCACGUGAUCGUGCAGCUCGUCUCUAAAGAAAUCGAGAUGAACAAUUGCAAGUGCGAUUGUCAAAAAUUAAACUUCGCAUUUCACAUACUACGAAAUGCCAUACGUAAUCACGAAUGUCGUGUUGUUAUCUCGAAGACCAAUCUCUUGCAAUUUUUCACAAAGAUUCAUCCUUCUACGACAAAGCGCACAAAAAUAUGGCAGAUAGUGGAAAUAAACUGUCUGGAGUUUUUGAUAGAUUUUACGUUCUAUGACGAAGGCCAAUUGUCUGUCUCCAAGGCGGUUGAUGGUUUAGAAGUACUGAUCACCUUGGCUCGUCUAUCAACCGGUUCAUCAAAACUGUUAGCUAUAUCAAUUUUACGAAAUUUAGCCUUUAACGCAUCAAAUCGAUCAAGGCUUCUCGGUUCUGCUGAAUUUCUCGAAUUGCUACUGACGUCGUUAAAGGAAGGCUCGUGCACGGAAAUCGAGGUGGCGGGUUCGACUCUCUGGUCCCUGGUCAGCAACAAUCAAAAAGGCAAGUUGAUCGCCCGCAGUAGCGGCUUCGGCCACUGCAUUCAGACGGCUAUCAGCAGACUUCAGCUGCAGCAGGACGGCGUGCAAGAGCAAGACCUCGUCAAGAUGUUGGAAUAUGUCCUGCAAAUCAUUAGUCCCAGAUGAGUGAGCUAUCUAUUAUUUGCCUUUUUUUAUACGCGACGCAUGCUUUCGAUAUUCGUGAUCAGUUUUACAGAGGUAUGACGCUCGAGUACGAGCCUGUAAAGAGCUUCAUUUGUAGAUAUGAACGGUAUGACUUUCAUACUUAUGAGUUGAAGUCUACCAAAAGUUUGUAUUAUAGACUGAAUCGCAAAGUGCCUAUUUAUUGAACUCAUAUAAUUGAUCACAAAGUAUAUUUUAUAUGUGACCUAUUGGGGUAUAAUUUACCGUAUUAUCUGUAAAUGUGUAUUAUUGUUUUUCAUAUGUAUAAGAGUAAUAAAUAUUUUAUGAAAAAUGGA
Molecule: messenger RNA, 6978 nt
Organism: Nasonia vitripennis (jewel wasp)
Lineage: Eukaryota; Metazoa; Arthropoda; Insecta; Hymenoptera; Pteromalidae
Gene: ana3
Product: rotatin
Exons: 28
Coding region: 257-6646 (2129 amino acids)
Biological process (GO): centriole replication; ciliary basal body organization; centriole-centriole cohesion
Cellular component (GO): centrosome; ciliary basal body; centriole
Source: RefSeq, a predicted model, not a curated record